GCAAAUGCACCAUUUGCUUUAUGAUUUUAUAUUGUGUGUAUAGCCUAAGCAUCUUCUUUUGAGGAGUCAGCCUGCUUAAUGUGGAUACCAACACACAGAGCACUGUAAUGCAGUUUCAUUGAUCUGCUCCCAGCCCACUCUCCCUCCCGUCCCACGCCAGGGCGAUGCGUCUGGUUGGGAAGCUUCGAUCUCCUCAGCUGAUGCCAUUCUCGCCGCGUGCGAACCUCCGGGAUCCAAGCGCCAGAUCCCCGGCAUGACGGCGGUCUUCCUCGCCCUCACGGCCGCGCUCCUGUGGCCGAGCGGCGGCCACUCGUCAUUUAUUCAACCGUUCGGCGACUGCGCCCGCAGCCGUGGAUCAGGCGCCUCGUAUCGGGGCGCGAUCGACGUCACCGAGUCCGGCGCACGGUGUAUGAACUGGAGUGAGGUGGGCGGCUUCACGGAGCGUCACCCGGGCAAAGGCGUCGGGGAGCAUAAUCAGUGCCGGAACCCUGACGGCAGAAUCCGAGCGUGGUGCUUCUUCCGGAACCAAAGAGGCAGGGUGGACUGGGGCUACUGUGACUGUAAACAAGGUUCAGUUCGUCUGCAAGGGGGCCGCUCCAAACUGGAUGGCAAGGUGGAGGUCUAUCUGGGUGGUGUUUGGGGCUCCGUGUGCAGCGAUGACUGGCGAGAUGAAGACGCUACAGUUGUGUGCAGGCAGCUGGGCAGGGGCCUCUCAGGUCGGGCCCAUGCGCUCCCGCUGUCUCGUCCGAGCAUAGCUAAGUUCCACUGGAGGGCUGUCCGCUGCCAGGGAGAUGAGCCCGAUCUGCUUCAGUGUCCCAAAACCAUGUGGAAUGGAGGCGAGUGCUCCAUGAGUGCAGCUGUGACCUGCACUAAAGAGCACGGUGUGGUGAUGGUGCCUAUACGGCUGGUAGGCGGCCAGGCAAUGUCGGAGGGCACAGUCGAGGUGUUCCAUGCAGGCCAAUGGGGCUCCAUAUGUGAUGACCAAUGGGACGACAGUGAUGCAGAGGUGGUAUGUCGACAAUUGGGCCUGAGUGGUGUAGCACGGGCAUGGCGCCAGGCCCAUUAUGGAAAGAGCUCUGGCCGUGUAUGGCUGGAUGAGGUGAGAUGCACAGGAAAUGAACUGACUGUGGAGCAGUGUCCGAAAAGUGCUUGGGGAGAACACAAUUGCCUGCAUUCCGAGGACGCCGGCGUCUCUUGUAGUCCUCUGACAGAUGGUACUGCUAGGUUAGUGGGCGGGACUGGGCGCAACGAGGGACGCUUAGAGGUCUUCUACCGUGGACAGUGGGGAACCGUGUGUGAUGAUGAAUGGACAGACUCAAAUACUCAAGUCGUGUGUCGCCAACUCGGUUACAGGUUAGGCCAAACUCUGGCCCCUGAAGGCCUCGACAUCACGCCGGUGCCUCGCUUCGGGGUUGCGUCUGGUCCUAUUCUUUUGGAUGACGUGAGCUGCACAGGCAAAGAACCCAGCCUAUUGCUUUGCAAACGGGAGGAGUGGCUCCGUCAUGACUGCACACACCACGAAGACGUUAACAUCGCAUGCAAUGCAGAACGCAUUGGAGAUGGCCUCCCGACUAGUAUCCCAGUGAGGCUCGUGGGAGGAGAAAGCCCCAGAGAAGGGCGGGUGGAGGUCUAUCUAUCCGGUCAGUGGGGGACGGUGUGUGAUGAUGGAUGGAAUGAUCGAGAUGCUGAAGUUGUGUGUCGACAGAUGGGAUACAGCGGGCUGGCCAAAGCCCGUGUGAUGGCGUACUUUGGCGAGGGGACGGGGCCCAUCCACGUCGACAACGUGAAGUGCAGCGGUGACGAGCGCUCCAUCGCCGACUGCAUCAAGCAGGCUCCCGGCAUUCACAACUGCCGCCAUAGCGAGGACGCCGGAGUCAUCUGUGACUACGGUGAACUCCAGCCAGGCCACGGAGAAGCCAAAGCUCCUGUCAAUCAGAUUUGUGGGCUGCGGCUCAUACACACUCGGCAGCGUCGAAUCAUCGGAGGAGAGAACUCUCUGAGGAGUGGCUGGCCAUGGCAGGCUGCGAUACGCUUGCGGGGAUCCCGAGGAGACGGGAGGCUGGUGUGUGGAGCAACUCUGAUUGACACCUGUUGGGUCCUCACAUCAGCACAUUGCUUCAAGAAGUAUGGAAACAGCACCAAGCAGUACAAAGUCAGAGUGGGUGACUAUCACUCCCUCGUCCCUGAGGAGUACGAGGAGGAGUACGGUGUCGCUCAGAUUGUCCCGCAUCCGAGUUACCGCUCCCACAGCAACGAUUAUGACCUGGCCUUGGUUCGGCUGUCACCGGGGGCCGUGGGCCACACACCGGGAGAGUGCGUGCCAUUCAGCCGUCACGUCCUUCCCGCCUGUCUGCCCCUGAAGAAGGAGAGAGCGCUCAAACAAGCGAGCAACUGUCACAUCACUGGCUGGGGUGAUACAGGUGAGCUUUUGUGUGUGCGUGUGUGUGUGUGUGUGUGUGUGUGUGUGUGUGUGGGUGAGGGCAGAGUGGCUCUCACCUGCAAAACAAGCCGGGGAAACUGUCAUCGAUGACAGUAUGUUGUCCCUGCAAAUUGUCUUCUAGUGGGGUGGCUUGAAACACCUUGAAGAGGAUGAUAUCCAAUACCAAUAGGUGUCUUGCUCUGUAGUAGAACAAAGCUCUCUGAAAGUACACAGAAUAUACCUUUCACGUGAGAAAAAAUAGCUACUGUAUUUGCAGAUUAUAAUACUAACCUAAAUGCCACCCUAAAUUUAAGUGUAUUGAGUGCACUGUGGGCGCAGCCCCCAACGAUUUGCAAUACGUUAUUUACGCAUUCACCAAUUUACGGUCCUUUCUGUGGAACCUAUUCCUCCACUAUUGGCUGAAAAACACUCCGGUCAACAUUUUUUUUGGGCCCUUUCUAUCAUGCUCUUACUCAAAGAUCCCACAAGAUGGCACCAAACCCAUGGCUAAUAGGAAAGCCAUAAAUUGUGUCAAGGAAAUAUCUUCAAGUG
Molecule: messenger RNA, 2971 nt
Organism: Hippocampus zosterae (dwarf seahorse)
Lineage: Eukaryota; Metazoa; Chordata; Actinopteri; Syngnathiformes; Syngnathidae
Gene: prss12
Product: serine protease 12
Exons: 13
Coding region: 254-2530 (758 amino acids)
Biological process (GO): proteolysis
Cellular component (GO): membrane
Molecular function (GO): serine-type endopeptidase activity
Source: RefSeq, a predicted model, not a curated record